Trematosphaeria pertusa is the source of this 474-nucleotide messenger RNA. RefSeq lists its product as uncharacterized. The annotation marks the transcript as partial. The record is from RefSeq and is a predicted model, not a curated record. NCBI's taxonomy places the organism in Eukaryota, Fungi, Ascomycota, Dothideomycetes, Pleosporales, Trematosphaeriaceae. The transcript has a single exon.
AUGUGCAUCAUCCUUCCUGUCGACCAUAUCCCAUGCACUCACACGGUCGCUAUUUGGCAGCAUUGUAUCGACGCGCCGCGGUCUAGGCGCGAUGGCCUCAAGCCAUGCUCUCGGAUUCGACAAGCUGCUCGACCAAUCUUGACGAGAAAGCUAUGUUUCAACUGCGGUGGCCCCAGGUACUUUGCUCGAAGAGGUGGCGUGGCUGAGCGGGGCAAUGGAAGCCCGGUGAUUCCUGAGGUAGACGAGGAGGAGAAGGACGAACACAAUGAGCCCUACGACUCAGGAUAUCAGAGCGAUGUCAUACACGAAGAGGAUGAGGACGGCGAUGACGAGUCGGCCUUGUCACCAAGGUCAUCCAUACUUCCAACGAAAAGGUGGAGGCCUGCUCCAAGGCAGCGUUCGUCGAGCAGACACAGAUCGCCCAGUCGUAGGCCCAGCUGGAGACCAAAUCUCAAGCGUGACCUCAAUGCGGAG